Molecule: messenger RNA, 4501 nt
Organism: Boeremia exigua
Lineage: Eukaryota; Fungi; Ascomycota; Dothideomycetes; Pleosporales; Didymellaceae
Product: ankyrin repeat-containing domain protein
Exons: 2
Coding region: 192-4448 (1418 amino acids)
Molecular function (GO): protein binding
Source: RefSeq, a predicted model, not a curated record
UCAACGAGAGACCCAGUAUUCGUCUCACCUCUAUCUUAUCAAAUGUUAGUUUGAACUAGCAAGAAGCCCAGAAGCUACAAUUUCCACGCCCUACGCGAGCGAGCCGCCGUGCGCCGUUGAUUCCGUCAGCCUGCUUCGAGGCUGCCUGGAUUCCGUCUACCGCUCGCACAUACGGGCACAUACACAGCCAGAUGCGGCUGCUAUAUACUACAGGUGAUGGGAGUCUUGAGUGGACCGAAGACUUCGCUAGGAACAAGAUCCCACCGUACGCGAUCCUCUCACACACCUGGGGGGCGCAGGAAAUGACAUUUGACGAUCUGAAAGACAUCGAAAAUGCACAAAGCAAGGAGGGAUUUCGGAAGAUUCGCUUCUGCGCGCAACAAGUCAAGCGUGAUGGUCUGGACUACUUCUGGAUUGACACCUGCUGCAUUAACAAGGCAAACUACACAGAACUGUCAAAAGCAAUCAACUCUAUGUUCCGAUGGUACCAGAACGCUGAAAAGUGUUAUGUCUUCCUUUCGGACGUCGGAAACGAUACCUUGGAAGGAGAUGGGGAGUCGGUGUUCAGGCAGAGCAGGUGGUUCACACGAGGCUGGACGCUUCAGGAACUACUGGCUCCUCGCUCCGUCGAGUUCUUCUCGAAAGAGGGAGCGCGACUAGGGGACAAGGAGUCUCUUCAGCACACCUUACACGAGGUCACAGGAAUUCCUAUCGAAGCUCUGUUAGGGAGCGACUUGUCCAAGUUUGACAUUGCUAGACGGUUUUCCUGGGCAGCAAAACGGCAGACGACAGAGGAGGAAGAUGGAGCUUAUUGUCUAUUCGGCAUUUUCGACGUCCACCUACCGCUAAUUUAUGGCGAACGCAAAGAGAACGCACUGGAGCGACUGAGAAGUGCGGCUGACCUGAAAUACAAUGGCCGCAGCCAUGAACGAGAAAAAAGGCUCAGCAAGAUCUGCAGCUGGCUCUCGGCGCCUGAUCAGUCCAUCAACUACCGCGAAGCUCUCAAGAAGCGGCAGGCUGAGACCGGGCUAUGGCUACUAGAAAGCGCAAAAUUUAUCGAAUGGAAGGAGAGUGCAGCAUCGCAACUGUGGCUAUACGGGAUCCCAGGGUGUGGAAAGACAGUCCUAAGCUCUACCAUCAUCGAGCAUCUGAUGCAGGUCUGCCUUGAUGACACUAGCGCAGUAAUAGCGUACUUCUUCUUCGACUUUAACGACAAGCAGAAACAGAACCCAGAGCUGAUGCUGCGCUCGCUGUUCUGCCAGCUCCUGCAGCCUUUCGUCGCAAUACCCAAUAGCGUCGACGCGUUCUUCUCAUCCAGCGACAAUGGACAGCGACAGCCAUCAUUGGAUAUGCUGCUGGAGGCCACGUCUCAGGUGAUGCAACAGCUCACGCACGUCUACAUCGUUCUUGAUGCGCUCGACGAAUGUACACAACGCCAAGAACUGAUGGACAUGCUUGAGACGGUGGCUGGGUGGCAGCUCGACAAUGUGCAUCUGCUCAUGACCAGCCGGAAAGAGCGGGACAUCGAGAGCUCUUUAGAGGGAUACCUCAAGGAAGAAGACAUUAUUUGUCUUCAAGGGGAUUUAGUGGAUGGGGAUAUACGGCGAUACGUUCAACAAAGGCUGUCUAACGACAAGACUUUGGCAAAAUGGAACAAGGACGCUGCUGUAAGGCAAGAGAUUAAGGUUGCACUAAUGCGCGGAGCUCAUGGGAUGUUCCGAUGGGCUGCAUGCCAGCUUGACACGGUAGCAAACUGUCGGAAUCGAGCGGCGCUGCGCAAGUCACUCGCCACUUUACCAGAAACUCUAGACGAGACGUAUGACCGUAUCCUUUGCGCAAUUAGCAGGAGAGACUGCGAUUACGCAAAGCGCAUCCUGCAGUGGCUGACGUUCUCUACGCGGCCAAUGUUAGUAGACGAGAUUGCAGAAGUUGUUGCUAUCGACGUGGCGCGCGACCCAGCGUUUGACCACGAUGAAGUGCUAGAGGAUCCGCUAGAAGCACUGAACAUAUGCUCGAGUCUGGUCACAAUUUCAACAAUCCAGACCCGAGGAUUGGGUCAUGCCGAACAGGUUAUCGCUCUGGCACACUAUUCUGUUCAGGAAUACCUUGUCUCAGACAGAAUCAAACAAGGCCCUGCGAAUCAAUACAGGAUGCAUGAAGCCGAAUGUCACGGUGUAAUGAUGGAUGGUUGUUUAAGGUAUCUACUACAAUUACAGCGACCAUUGUCGGAAGAAGCCAUUCAUACGUUGGCGCUGGCACGGUAUGCGGCAGAGUCUUGGAGCAGUCAUCUUGGAAAAACAGGAGAGGAUACGGAAAGAUUGAUUCAGCCAGCCAUGGAUCUUAUGUCGACAGAAAACCCUGCAUAUCUCACCUGGAUCCAGUUGUAUGAUCCGGACAGUCCUUGGUUGCAACCAGAUUUGCGCAAAGGUCGAGGGAGCGUAGCGGCACCGCUUUACUACGCAGCGCUCUUAGGCCUGAAUGCGAUUACGAAGCUGUUGCUGGACCAAGGCGCUAAGGUCAAUACACAAGGCGGACGCUACGGUAACGCACUCCAUGCAGCUUCACUCAAAGGUCACAAGCAGAUAGUCCGGAUGCUGCUCACCGCAGGCGCUGACAUCGAUGCACAGAGUGAAGAUUACGGCAACUCACUCCAAGCAGCUUCAUAUGAAGGUCACGAGCUGAUAGUCAAGAUGCUGCUCGAAGAGAGGGCAGACGUUAACGCGCGAGGUGGAAAAUACGGUAAUGCGCUCCAGUCAGCUUCGGCUGCAGGUCACCAGGCAAUAGUACAGCUGCUUCUUGAUAAAGGUGCUGAUGUCAACAAGCAGGGCGGUCUCUAUAGCAACGCUCUCAACGCGGCUGCAUCUGAGAGCCAUGAAGCUAUUGUUGAGCUCCUAAUCAAGAACAGCGCUGACGCCUCACGAUACGAUAGCCAGGGAAAAAAUGUCUUGCAUCAUGCUACCAACAGCGCGUACUGUAGCCUCAGUCUUGUCAAGGUUCUGCUCUCACAAGGCGUUCCGGCAGACACGGCCGACAUCGAGAACAUGACUCCACUCCAUUACAGCGUCAAGUUCGGCCACAAAUCCAUAGUAGAACUGCUUGUUGACAGUGGUCUGCCCAUUGAUGUCGGUGUCUAUCGAAAGCCGCGGUCUCGAAACACUUUGGACACCGACACCCCCUACCGAUCAUCGGUUCCAGAGUCCGAGUCACACGUCUCAUGCGCUUCAGCUGGUCUGACACCUUUACACUUCGCGGCCUUGACUGGCGAUUCAGUUAUGACCAAGUUCCUCCUGGAGCGUGGCGCUGAUCCGAACGCUCUCUCCGGAUACAACGAAUCCCCAAUGCAUCUCACGUUACGUAAGACCCUUAAUGGACCAAAGUAUGACGACGACUGGACCAAAUCUUACUGGAGGGUAGAAAGCUUGUCGGAAUUGUCGGAAUUCGAAGAAGACGACACUGAUGCGAUUGAUGCGGACAUAGCAAGGCAUCGCCAAGGCGUGCUUGAUGCGAUGCUCGCAGACGCUAGAACCAGUCUGAUGAUCAGAGAUUAUCAGCAUGAGUACCCUUUGCAUUGCAUCGAGUAUGGGCAGUUUGGAAGUGUACAGACGCUCAAUAAACUAGUGUCGAGAGGAGCAAAUCCGUUUGAAAGGAACUUGAAGCAGCAGAACGCACUGCACCUUGCCAGCCGAGCGGGCGAUCACGAUGCAGUCGCUGUUCUACUUUCCCUGGGAGUUGAACCUGCCUUGACAGAUAUUGAGGGACUCAAUGCUCUUCACCACGCCGCGCGGAGUGGAAAGGUUGAAACAAUCACUGUCCUUCUGGAAACAACUGUGGCAACAAGGCCAAUCCUAAUGUUGUCGAAGGACGCUAUGGGUAGGAACCUACUUCAUCACCUGCUGUCUACGACUUCUAGGGUUCGUCACGAAACAAUACGUUUGCUGCUCGACAAGGGGGUAGAUGGUUUAGAGCUGGAUGCAUCUGGCAACUCACCGUUGGCGUGCUACCUAAAACGACACCAGUUUGAACCAAACAUUGACAUCUGCCAACAAUUGCUUUCGGUCAAAGGAAGCUAUUUGUUUGUCGACAGGAAAGGGCAAAACCUAGGACACUUAUGCACUUGGAGCUCGAACUGCAGUGUUCGAGUUUUGGAGACCCUGAGGGAACACGGUGUUGAUCUGACGCAGAAAGACUUACAAAGCAGAACAGUAUUGCACUGUGCUGCGAUAAAGGGCUCCCUCACUAAAGAAUCUUUGCAUUAUCUUCUCCAUGUAGUCGGCAUCGAGAUAAAUGCAGAAGAUGGGUCUGGAAGAACAGCGCUGCAGCUUGCAGCAGAAAUGGCAUCAAAAGAUUACCACCCACAGAUCUUUGAUCGUGGGCGCUGGGACAGAAGCAGGAGGCUUUUGUCGGAAUCAGGUGUCAGUAAAGCAGCAUAUAGAGCCAUAGAGAGCUAGACGUAGCAAUUCUCAAGGACGCAACGUGAUAGUGCAGAAAUGCAAGUUCCAGG